UAGCAUCAUCAUCAUCAACAUGGCUGCCGCAGACCAAGAACCCCACGUCAGCGCAGUUCGUCCUCGUUCCUACCAAGACGAGAGCUAUCUGCGCGGAUUUCUUGGAACUGUGGGUGACUUACAGAAGGAUGGAGCACUUCAGGAUGUCGUCCUGGAAGUCGAGGGCCGGCAGUUUCCCUGCCAUCGGCUUGUUCUGUCCGCGGCCAGCCCCUACUUCAGGGCCAUGUUUACAAGUGACAUGGCGGAAAGUCGUCAGAAGACGGUUGUUUUACAGUGUUUGGAUGCAAGCGUUUUGGGAGAGAUCCUAAGUUACAUCUACUCAGGAACCAUCCAUGUGUCCAUGGACAAAGUGCAGCCCCUGUACCAGGCAGCCGACCUCCUCCAACUGGACUAUGUGAGAGACAAAUGCAACAGCUACAUGGCCAUGAACGUGGAGCGCUCCACCUGUGUGGACCUGUACAUGUUUGCUGAUGUCUUCUCUCUGAACAAUGUCUUGAUACUUUGCCUGCAGUCGAUCCAUAGAAACUUUGUUGAGGUUGCCUCCAGCGAGGAGUUUUGCAGCCUGAGUGUGAAUCAGCUGACUGAGAUCAUCAGCCACGAUGAGCUGGAUGUUACAGAGGAGAUAACAGUGUGGGAGGCUGUGGUGAGAUGGGUGCAGCAUAGUAAGAAGGAGAGACUGCACCACCUACCCAGCAUCCUCCCUAACAUCCGCUUUAACCAGUUGACCUCAGACGACACGGCAGCCAUUUUAGAACACCCCCUUGUUAAGGAGGAUUCUGGGAUUUCUGAGGUCAUCAAUAAUUUGAUACAGAAAGGGAACCCCGCCCUGAAGUCGAGGCAUGGGGUUACCAUGGAGAUGGCUCUGCUAUACAAGUUAGAGCAUAGUUCAAAUGAGCUCCUCUUCAUGAACCCUCGGGAAGGGAAGUACAUCAGCUGCAGCUAUAAAGCUGAAGACUUUCCUGGUUACACAGCCACCACAGUCACCGGUGAUAACAGCAUUUACAUCCUGAAAACAAAAAAAGAAUCAGAGGGAGAGGAACAGCUUUCUCUCUUCAAGUACAACCAUGUAAAGAAUGUUUGGGAACUUGCAGAUUUGUCCUCAACAUCCAGGGAACCGGGAACCCACAUCAAGUACCUUUUUGAAGUUGAUCAGAUUUUGUAUUACAUGUAUAUCAUUAUGGUUGAUUAUUACGAUCCAUCUCGAAAAGUUCCGUUGAGAAAGUACAACCAGCACACAAACCAGUGGCAGGAGUGUUCACAGCUACGACCGAAGGACAGUAGAUACCACGGUGACUGUGCAGCAUUGUCCUGUGGCGCACACCUCUAUUUCCUCACAAGCACGGAAGUGCAUCGCUACGACCCAAUGGAGGACAGGUGGAGCAAGCGGACCCCACCGGGGAUCAUUGAUGUAGUCCAUACAGCUGUUGCCAUGGGAACAGAGAUUUUCUGUACAGAUCUCUACUUCGAUAAGACCAUGGUGUACGACACAGAGUCAGACCGCUGGCAGAAACUUCAGUUUGCCGCCCCCUGA
This is a messenger RNA of Branchiostoma floridae (Florida lancelet), 1531 nucleotides long. Its product is annotated as kelch-like protein 20. The record is from RefSeq and is a predicted model, not a curated record. Bases 20 to 1531 code for a protein of 503 amino acids. The transcript is spliced from 5 exons. NCBI's taxonomy places the organism in Eukaryota, Metazoa, Chordata, Leptocardii, Amphioxiformes, Branchiostomatidae. Gene Ontology annotation, molecular function: protein binding.